AUGCCUGCAUUUUCACAAGGUUCUUCACCAGAUUUAAGUGCCUUCGCUAUGCCCCUGCUGGAAAAUGGCAUGCCCGAAACAGAACUGGACAAUGAGUAUCGAUUUCGGAGUGGGUCCACAAGUCGAAAGACAAAUAUCUUAGGCAAAAAAGAAUGUCGUCACCGGAGCAAAUCUGGUGACGAGGGCAAAGGUAACUCUCCAAAUGCUUCAAAAAUGAAGAGUUUCUUUGAUACAUUUCGUCCACGAUCAAAAUCUGAUUUAUCGGGCGUCAAAAAGCCAAAGAAGCCUCCAGUUUCCAGCCCGAAUGACCCCCACACAAUGGAGGAACAUCACCUAUCAAUUCCAGGCUCUGUAAAUGAUCAGAACGACACUUCCCAUUCUCCUACAAUUAGUCCGGGCACGCUGUCACCAAUGGGGCAGAUUCUCGAGGAGCAAAUGGUAGGUCGAUCCAAACACAAUUCAGGACCAACGACACCUGUCGGACAAUUUAUUAACAUUUUUCGGACGCGAUCUAACUCAGAUUCACGGACUAAACCUCAUAAAAAACCUCCUCUCUUAAUGCAGAGAAGUCUCAGUCCUCCCUCCAGCCCUCCUGUGGUCAAUUCCAAAUGUAAGUAA
Acanthosepion pharaonis is the source of this 618-nucleotide messenger RNA. NCBI's taxonomy places the organism in Eukaryota, Metazoa, Mollusca, Cephalopoda, Sepiida, Sepiidae. The record is from the annotation of a GenBank genome assembly.